Histoplasma mississippiense is the source of this 951-nucleotide messenger RNA. RefSeq lists its product as hypothetical. The record is from RefSeq and is a predicted model, not a curated record. NCBI's taxonomy places the organism in Eukaryota, Fungi, Ascomycota, Eurotiomycetes, Onygenales, Ajellomycetaceae. Gene Ontology annotation, cellular component: mitochondrion; cytoplasm. The coding region runs from base 1 to 951 and encodes 316 amino acids. The transcript is spliced from 3 exons.
AUGUUCCCCUUUUACCAGAGCAGUCGUGAACUCGAUGAAGAAGCUAUUGACUUAUUGAUAGUGCUCCUCGAGGCCCCAUUCAGCUUCACAAGGCAAAAGAAGAAUUCAGUUCUAUUGACUGUUGACCUGACGAGGGCUGUGGCUGAUGAAGCAAUUGAGCGUGGGGAUUCGGUUAUCAUUGCAUACCACCCAAUAAUUUUCCGCGGCCUCAAGUCCCUCACUCUAAGUGAUCCACAACAAGCCUCGCUCCUCCGUCUUGCCCAUCACGGCAUCAGCGUCUACUCUCCGCACACAGCAGUCGACGCGGUCCCUGGCGGAAUGGCAGACUGGCUGUUAGACGUUGUCAUGGAAACAAAGACUCCUCCACGAGGCCCAAUUUUCUCUCAGGCCCGCAGCGCCAUCUACCCAGAACAAACCCCACCACCUGGAUUCGAAAAAGCCGGUAAGGGCCGGAUAGCCAGUACGGACCGGCCCGUAUGCCUGUCAUCACUUGUAGACAAUCUCAUGCUCAACCUAAAUAGGCCCUACGGCAUUCCCAUUGCGCUGCCACAGGGUAAAAAAGUACCUGACAUGUCCAACAUCCGCACCAUUGCCACAUGUCCCGGCUCGGGCUCGUCGAUCCUUAUAAAAAACGGGAAACCAGUUGCAGACGUUCUGGUUACGGGCGAGAUGAGCCAUCACGACGCGCUGGCUGCGAUCGAGCAUGGUGCUGCUGUAAUUUCUCUUUUCCAUUCAGAUUCUGAGCGCGGGUAUUUAAGGGAAGUCAUGCGGGGAUAUUUGGCUGAGGCGCUGAGGGAUGAAUGGGAUGCGUUACGAGCGCAGGAGGCGGCGACGUUGGAGGGGGGUGAUGGUGAUGGUGACAUGAAGGAUUGGCUGAGUGAUCCGAAUUUUACUGUCAGUGUUAGCGAAAGAGAUCGGGAUCCCUAUGAGGUGUGGCCUGCGGCACUGUAA